GAAACACGAACCUCGGAGCGGCGCGGAGGGGGUCACACCCCCUUUCUCUUUACACCGCAGACUCCGGCCGACACACGCACACACACACGCGCACACAUACACGCAUCCAUACACGCGCACACACGCACGCACACGCUUGACAUAUUAGGCACAGCAGCGCAGACACACAGACGACAGGGGGAGAAAUUGCCUUUAAUUUGUUCAUGCAAUAUUACGCCGCGCUGCCUGAAUGUGACGCGACAACACGGAACGACAACGCGUGACCGAUUUGCGGUGGGCUGGCUGCAGUAAUGUCCAGAGCCACUAAAUCCGCCUCGAGGUCCCGGAGCCGCUCCAGGUCCCGCAGCCGCUCCAGGUCCCGGUCAAGAUCCCGCUCCACCUCGAGCUCCAGAAGUCGCACCAGAUCCCGGUCCAGGAAGCGCCACCAACGCUCUAGGUCUCAGUCUCGGUCGUGGUCAAGAUCUCAUUCUCCAUCUCACAACCGGGAGAAGAAAUAUUCGAGGGGAUACCAGAAUGGUCGUGAGUUCCGGGGAUACCACCGCGGCUUCUGGAGGCCGUACAACUUCAGGGGCCGAGGGCGGGGCUUCUUCCCACACGGGCGUUUCCAGCGUGGUGGCUAUAACAAUAACAACUACAACAACAACAACUUCCGCCCCAACUGGAAGAAUUACAAGCAGUACCCGCAACAGCCGCAGCAGCAACAGCCGCAGCAGCAAAGCCAGUCACGAGGACGCUCUCACAACCUCCAGCAGCGCUCCGGAAGCCCCCCCCACGGUCACUCCCACCACUCUGACCGAUCCUUCUCGCCCUUAUCCAGACACUCGCAGCAUUCUUCCUCUUCCUCACACUCCUCCUCUCCCAAAUGGAAGCCAUCCUUGUUGCAGACUAACCAGAACUCCAAAGAUGUGAAAGAGGAGCUUUCUGCCUCAAAGGAGGUCCAAAAGGGAGGAGGGGCAGAUGAGGAGCCAGUGGAGGUCAUCGGGGCGUCGGCAGAAGAUGCCAAAGAAGGCACAUGCCGCGGGAAAACGGAGGGUAGCUGGCAGAGCCUGAGCGACUGCAGAAGCAGUCCAAAGAGAACCAGUCCUCUGGCAAGCUCUGCUGGUAUUGUUGGUCAGAACAGCCAAACUUCAAACCAGUCAAGCCCCUCCCCUAAAAUCACAAAUGACGUCGGCAAUGGCGCCCCCUCCUGGAAGGCGGUGUGUUCAUCCUCAACCCAAAAAAACCCACACGAAGGUCUAAAUCCAAUGCUUUCCAGAUUUGACUUCUUCUCCAACGAGGAAUACCUGGAUGGAGAUCAGACGGCAAUCUCUGUGGCCUUCAGACAGUUUUUGGAGGAGCAAAAAAAAAAAGCCAAAGCUUUGGAAAAUGGCAAGUACGCGGAAGCACAUGAUGUGGAUACGGAGCAAGGGAAGGCGAAGGGCAAAGCAUCCGCCAAUAUCCCCGACUCAGUGCAAAGAAAGUACAGAGAGGACAUUGAUGGCGAAGUGACUAUGAAAAGCUUUUUGAAAGCGUCUCCUUUUCUGUCUGAGGACGAGGCCAUAAUCAAGCCUCAGAUGAAGUCCCUUCACAAAGACUGGUACAAUGGGGGCGAGUCCUCUAAGACAAAGAUCAAGGUCACUCACUCAGCCCGGGAAAUGUUUGACGAAUGCUUUGGGAAAUGGCAGAAUGUGGCCUUCUCACACAUGGCUAACAGUGACCUUGACGACAUGGAAGAGGACAUACAUCCCGCUAGAAAGCAGGAUGUAGCAGCGGCCAUCGCUGCUGCCCUCGCCAAGAGGGAGUUGGCGGGGAAAUGCGAGGGACUGUCCCCAGCCGUGGGUGGUAAAGCCAGGAAGAUGGCAAAAUCUCCCUGCAUCUCAUCUGCGACACCACCACCGAGGAGGAGGAGCUCCGACAAAGAGCUCAGGGGAGAGGACUCGCAGUUCAUGUCCUCAAGAAAACAAGAAACUAAAUUAUAUAUCAAAAUGGAUUUCCUUGGAGAUAGCAUGAUGAGGUCUUCUGACAUUCUAGCUGAGGAGCGACAGUUGUCUCAGGAUCUUGUGCAGUCCUCGAAAAAGGAUCAGGAGUUUCGCUCCAUCUUUCAACACGUCCAAGUGGCUCCGUCACAGCGGAGUCCCUCCGAGCUGUUUGCUCAGCACAUUGUCACCAUCGUUCACCACACCAAAGCUCAGCACUUUCCAUCCUCUGAAAUGACUCUAAACGAGCGAUUCACCAUGUACCAGAGACGAGCUGCAGAGAAGGAAAUGAUGAAGCCAAGAAAAAGCCCAGAGAUACACAGGAGAAUUGAUAUUUCACCAAGUGCUUUUAAGAAACACUCUCAACUUUUUGAGGCGAUGAAAAGCUCAGAGGAUGGCACUUACAAGGAUGGCGGGGAAAAAAUGACGGGCGACCCGAUGGACCUUCGUUUGGAUAUCGAGCGCCGUAAAAAAUAUCCCAUCCUUGACCGAGAUUAUAAUAAGGAUCGGGGAGAAGAGUGGGGAAAUUCCCCACAUUCUAGUACAGACAGAUCUGAGGAAAAGUUAUCCAAAUCGAGCGAGAGAUCAAAGAAAAGUCAGAAGAAGCGCUCUCGCUCAAGUUCGUCCUCAUCUUCCUCGUCCUUCAAGUCCCAAAAAGAAGAUUUGCCCCAUGGCAAGUCUGAUCCCACAGAUAAAGACUCUGACAGGGCCCAACUGAGUCAAACCGAUUCAUCAGGACCAGUUGCAAGAGGAAGGCCAAGUGGAGGAUUUCAAGUUCGUAUUCGUGGAAGGAGCUGGAACCGCGGCAACGAUCAGGGAAUCGGUUCACGGAGUAACGUGAUGGCGAACAUGGCGGCACAGCCACAAAAUGAAGACUGGGACCCAGAGUUUACUCCCAAGAGCAGGAAAUACUACUUGCAUGACGACAGAGAGCGGGAGGCAGAGUGCAAGAUGAUGGACAGCCGAGGCCGAAGGCGGGGAAGCUUCUCGCGGGGGCGGGCGCGAUUCAUCGUCCGCAAAGCCACCGGGGGCCCCAACACCAACAGCCCCAAAUGGGCCAAUGACAAGUUCCAGAUCAACGGGGAGCGAGGUGACGCGCACGAGGAGACAGAGCAGGACCAUCCAGAACGAGAGGACAGCAUACUUGAGCAAUAAAGCAGGGAGCUAAACAUCUUAAUGUUCUUUCUGUGUCGUUAUGGCAUCUGAAUUAGUGAUUUCAUCCACCACGAUGGAUUCAUAAAUGCAGACUAGGACUCCGUUAUGCCUUCACGUCAGCGUAGGAUACUCGCUCUGAACGAUUUUCCAUUUCUGGAUAGAACUCAUAGUAGAAGCACUGUAUAUGGGUGAAUUGCUGUUUCUUGAAUAAGAAGUUGGAUUUAUUUCCAAAUGAUGUAUUGCUUUAUAUGGUUUGGUGUAAUUUUACUCUUAUGUUGCAGGAAUGAUGAAAACAAAACAAAAAGAAAACUCCAUUUGACAUUUUUAAGUAGCAAGUGAAAACCAGAGCAUAGAUCAAAUGAGCUUGUACCUUCUACUUUUGCAAAUGAAGAAAUGUUUUGUGAGUUAAAAGAUGAAUAGUUUUAGAAAAGCUUGUUGUUUUGAGCCAUGUCUGGAUUAGAAUGACAGCGAUACGUACACUGUAGUUCAUGUUCAAUGCAGCACUCGACACAAGACCCUGAUCUGACAUGGGACCAAACUGUACGGGGUCAAAGGUUAUGCUCUACUGUCUUUCAUCGUACUACAGCCAACAGAUCUACAAUACUACCUGACACCAUGCGAGAGCGGUACUAUGAGGAGAACUGUACAUUUAUAAUGUUGCUCAUCAAACAUUGUGCAGUUAAGAUAUUUCGAUACAUCACAGUUGCUCUUUCUUUGAUCUUGGACACCACAAAUCAAUGUAUAAUAUUGAUUGUGAUUAUAUAUAUAUUUUCUCCAAAAGACAUUCAUAGUUUUUGUACCUAGGUAGACAGGAUUUUGUCUGCAAAGUAAUAGAUUUAGAUGUUUUUCACUCGCUGAUUGCAAAUAUUGAUUUAAUCAGUUCUGUAAAUUGUAAACGGUUAACAUUGUGAUAGAAGCGGCUCAACAUUUGCAUUUGUUUAUACAAUACAAGGCAGUUUAUAGAGCAACGGUGACACUAUGUCUAAUAAUAUUAUGAAUGUUGCUAAAUGCAUAUUUUUAGGAUUAAGUCUAGGAUUAAGUCUUGGAUUAAGCUCAUGUCUGUUUGGCUGACAUCCCAUACAAUACAAUUACAUGUUCGUGUGCCUUGCUGCGGGUCCGCUGGUCUUCAGGCCUACAGAUUGAGAUUCACGUGUUUAAAAGUUUUAAAUGUUUAACGGUUACAUGCUUGGGGAAUAUUGCUUUUCUAAAUAGGUGUUGUUAUUGUUUUUUCCCUUUUUUUGGAGAAUGUAAAUUAAAGAGACACUGAUUUCUUUAA
Molecule: messenger RNA, 4386 nt
Organism: Pseudoliparis swirei
Lineage: Eukaryota; Metazoa; Chordata; Actinopteri; Perciformes; Liparidae
Gene: thrap3a
Product: thyroid hormone receptor associated protein 3a
Exons: 12
Coding region: 291-3110 (939 amino acids)
Biological process (GO): positive regulation of transcription by RNA polymerase II
Cellular component (GO): mediator complex
Molecular function (GO): DNA binding; transcription coregulator activity
Source: RefSeq, a predicted model, not a curated record